AUGUCUGCUGAGGCGUCAGUCGGCAGUCAUGCUGCAAACUCUGCCGAGUCUGCUGAUUCCCAACCUGUUUUCCAAAGCACUGUUGAAGACAGACAUCGCGGUCUGUUGGGAAGCAAAUAUGUCAAGUUAAAUGUGGGUGGUUCGCUGCAUUAUACAACCGUCCAGACAUUGACCAAGGAGGAAAGUCUACUGGAGAGCAUUUGCAAUGGAGGAACCGAAGUAAACAUAGAUUCAGAUGGUUGGGUGAUUUUAGACCGAAGUGGUCGGCAUUUUGGGCUCGUUUUGAACUUCUUGCGAGAUGGCUCAGUACCGCUCCCUGAGGACCACAGGGAACUUGAUGAGAUCCUGAAAGAGGCCCAGUACUACAGGGUCCAGGGUCUUAUCCAACACUGCAUCACUGCGAUGCAGAAACAAAAGGACAUAUUUGAAAGUGUCUGUCGCAUCCCAAUGAUCACAUCAGCCAAAGAAGAGCAGAAGAUGAUUGCAACCUGCAGAAAGCCAGUUGUAAAGUUGCAGAACAACAGGGGAAAUAACAAGUACUCAUAUACCAGCAAUUCAGACGACAACCUGCUGAAAAACAUCGAACUAUUUGACAAACUUGUGCUUCGCUUCAAUGGCCGGGUGCUGUUCGUCAAAGACGUGCUGGGUGACGAGAUUUGUUGCUGGUCUUUUUAUGGCGAAGGUCGUAAGAUCGCCGAAGUAUGCUGCACGUCCAUCGUCUACGCCACAGAAAAGAAGCAGACCAAAGUUGAAUUUCCAGAGGCUCGAAUUUUUGAAGAAACCCUCAAUAUCCUCAUUUAUGAGAAUGGCAGAAGAUCCGGUCCGGGAGGCUUACACCUAUUAGAUUCUAGAGGGUCAGGUUCUUCAGUGGGCACCGGGCAGUCAGAAGAAGAGGGCGCAGUGGGUGACAGGCGAGUGAGGCGAAUUCACGUCAGGAGGCACAUAAUGCAUGACGAAAGAGGGCACGGCCAACAAACUGUAUACAAGGAUUAA
Molecule: messenger RNA, 993 nt
Organism: Nerophis lumbriciformis (worm pipefish)
Lineage: Eukaryota; Metazoa; Chordata; Actinopteri; Syngnathiformes; Syngnathidae
Source: RefSeq, a predicted model, not a curated record